AGCACGCGUCAUGUCGCGCUCUCCCUCUCCCGUUAUCCGUCGCGCGACCAGGACUUACGGUCGACGACGAGACACGUCUGAGCAUGAUAUCUCCUUCGACGUCGGCAACACGAGCAUCGAAUCACGCGAAGACUCCCUUUCUUCCACAUCUCUACCUCUGGACCAUGAACUCCCACCAAGCUCUGACGACUUGGACGCGUCGAACACGUCGUAUGUUAGCGCACGCGCGGAAGACGCCGACGACAGCGACAACGAGAGCCCUGAUGAGGGCGCAGGACGUUUCCAGUUCGCCUGGCGCGCUGGACUGAACAAGAUUGAUGCAGACGAGUAUGAGCCGUCCCCACACCCUACUGCACAGGAUCCCCUCGGGGAGACAUCUCAAGGCAUACCGAGGGUGCCCACCCGACCAGCGUCUCCCACCGAUCAGGCGGCCCAGGACGCCUUCGGUGGCACGCUAUCCUCAUUGACUGCCACUACACAAUCUUCCUCCCUGAUCAUCCAUAAACGCGCCCCUCGCAGGCUGGAGGCUCUUCCCCCCUCAGAACCAGAGUCUGACGCGGACCUUCGCGUCUCUACUCCCCAAACAUCUCCGCGUCACCCCAUAAACACACCUCAAACACGCUCCUCUCCUACACCGCCUACAUCCAUCGAGAUGUCAUCUCACAAAGGGAAAGGAAAACAGAGAGAAGCCAGCUCCUUGACCUUGUCUGUAGAGAGCGCGGACGACUUGCCAUCAAAUGCGAAGCCCGCCACUGGUAAGCGCCAGAAGAAACCCAAGGCUUCUGGUGCUACGAAGCGCGUUAAGGCGCCGACAAAGAAAGAGCAAAUCGAGACACGGAAGGCCACGGCACGCAUAACAGCGCAACAAACCGUAGCCAUUCAGCCCGCGCAGCAGAGCAAAUAUCCUCUUUCAGAGUUCUUGCAACGCCUUCAGCCAACCGUGGUCGCGACACUUCCCUCGCGGUCCAAAUCACGCUCAUACUCGCCUGCCGCUCCUUUGCCCUCCGAUCCCAUCCAGGCAUUUUCUUCUUCUCCAGCAGCGGACAGACACAGUCCACGUCCGACUGCUUCCUCUUCUAAAGGUUCCCAACGCGAGUUCCAGCCUACUGGUCUACUCGGAGGGAGCGCGGCGUACUCCGAGUCGUCGUCAGAAGAGGAGUUCCCUGACGCGGCACAACUGUACCAGGAAAAGGAGAAGGCGCGGAAAGCGGAGGAGAACAAACGGCGAGCUCAAGAACUGAAGGCAAAGGUGGUGGCCCAGCAGUCCCAACCGGUGUCCGACAGUGAAGAUGAUCUGCUCAUCGAGGACGACCCGAAGAACGUCGCACGCGAUGAGGCGCAGAGUCGGCGUGGGUUGACGGCGAAGGGCGUCCUCCCGUCUCGUAGCCGCCAGAAGCAUCUUACGCUUGCUCGCACUGGUCCCCGCGAAAGCAAAGUGUUCCUUAUGGACGAGGAAGACACGCGUCAUCUCUUGGAGACCAACGCCACGCCGAGCUUCUUGGCUCCUCAAACGAAAGGGAAGGGUAAACCAGUGCAGAUGGAUCCCAAGACUUUGAACAUGAUACUCCUGGCUCAGGACGACAAGGUGAAGGUGCGGACCAUCAAGGAGAAAGAGGAGGACUACAAGCGUCGGGGCGGGAGAAUCAAGGAGCGCCCCGAUGGGAACGCGGCUGUGCCUAACCCUCAGGAAGCUCUUCAGCGCAUCGUGGAGAGAGGUCGGGCAGUAAACGUUCAAGAUACGGAUGUCGAGAUGAUCCAAGACAGCGGCAGCGACGAGGAGUACCAGCCUGAAGAUGUGGCGGGACGCGAUGGGUCUGAGGACUCCGAAGAGGAGAACGACGAAGACGGCGAGAACGCCCCUCCCUUACGCGCAGACCUUGGCGAACAGGCAGAUGACGAGGAUGAUGACAACCCUUUCCUCGCCCCGCGCCCACAUCGCCCCGUAGCCCGAAGAGCAGCAGUAGCUGUUUUGUCGGACGACGAGGAAGACUCCGAGAACCGCCCACCCCCAAGCCGCAUUCUCGUGCGAGAUUCCUUGUUCGCGCGCCCGUCCCACUCUCCUCAAGCUGGUGGCGAUGUAGAAGAAGACCCGUCUCUCGCGCGCCGUCGGUCCAUGUCCUCCUUAGGCGACCAAACGGAGGACGGCACGGACAAGGAAAACGACGUCCGUCUGAGCUUCGACCGUGGUGACGACAAGGAGAACACGGUGAUCGCUGUGCAGUCUCCAGGGCUUUCUCUCUCCUCGACCCGUGGGUUCGGCUCGCUCUUCGCUGCUGAACUGCAGGCGUCACCUCUGGCAGCAAGCAGGAGUAUCACCGACGGCGUGCGCUCGCCUCUGAAGGAGCUGCCGGCGGAUGAGGAAGAUGAGGACCCGUUCAUGUUCAGUCCCGGUCCUCUCCGUCUGAGCAACUCUACGCCCGGGCACGCCGUGGCGCGUGAGGGAUCGCCCAUGGAUCUGAACUUGAGCGGUGGGGGCGGCUUGCAGGAGGCAUUCUCGCUAAGCGGGAAGGGCAAAGAGCGGGCGCCUUCCCCUAGCCCACUACCCUUGGCAGAGGCGCUCCCCAUUGGUGCCGGCGGCUUCUCGCAAUUCUUCACCCAGGAAGGGGGUGGUGGCUUCGAGAAACUGAAGGCCGCCCAACGCGACGACGACAUCUCCUUGACGCUGGAACCUGGAAUGCAGCCUGUACUUGAGGUCGACCAAAGCCUCGCCAAGAAAGCAGACGAGAUCUUCGAGAAGGAGCAGGAGCUCGCUGUGAAAGAGCAGCUGGUGGUGCGCAAGGAGCCGACUCCGGAAAUGUUCGUGGACGAGAACGGUUUCUUGACACAGACACGUCCAGAACUCAGGACCCCGAUGAGUAUGAUGACACCCAGCCAGCCUGUGACGAACCUACGUCUGUCCUCGCCCGCAACACUGCUGGCGUCCGUGCGGAAGCCGCUCGCGCCCUUGCUGACGCAGGGUCCCGACGAUGACGAUGACGACCUGCCGCGACGGCGGUUGAAGAAGCGUGACAGGACGCCGCCCCCGCAGGCGAGCUCCUCCCGGCCAAAGAACGCGUUCGAGGUCCUCGGCCGCCGCUCGCCAUCGCCCAAAGCGAAGCGGCCCGCCAAGUCGGCCUACAUCGAGGGUGAGGCGGAGGAGUCGGACGAGGAUGCGGCGUUUGGUUUCGGGGGCAAGAGGCAGGACGACGAUGAGGAGGACAGUGACGACGAUGCGCAGGACCAGCCGCUCCCUGGCCUGGUUGAUGACAAGGAGAUGGACGACCAGACUCUGGCACAGCAGGCCGUCCUCGAGAAGCAUCGUGAACACGAGGAGCUGGAUGAUAAGGCGAGGGAGAAGGCAGCCCGGGACGCUGCGACAGGCAAGCUCCGCGUCAAGCGCAGGGAUCGCGGCAUCGGCUUCGAGGACAGCGACUCCGAUGAAGGCUCGGACGACGGCAGGAGAGCUCGGCCAGCGAACAAGAAGCCGCGCCUGAAUGAUAGCAUCGCUGCUUUGUCGAAGGACAAGGAGACCGCGCCGUUCGCAUUGGAGUACAGUGCCAACGUGGAUGACGAUGAUAAUGAGUUCGCCUAUCUGAAGCAAGACGACAUGGAGAUGGACGUCCAGGAGCCUGAGGAGGAGGAAGAGGAGCCGCGUGAGGUCAUCAGUCACGCCCAACUUCGUGAGGAGAUGCUGCAGCGGGCCAGGGAAAACGAGGCCGCUCCUGUGUUCAACCCUCACGAUGUCUCCCGCUGGGACGACGGGAGCGAAGAUGAGAUGGACAGCGACGUACGCGUGAGAGAGGUCUCCCUCGACCAGCGGCGCGACGCCGGACGUCUCGGUACAAAUAACGAUGCUGACGAGCCUAACCGAAGGGAGGCCAUGGGGGAGGUGGACCGUCGGAGGAUGGCGAAGUGGGUCAAGGCGGAGAGCGGGUCGCGCGCGGCCGGCAUCCUGGGCCGCUCUUCAGGCGGCUCCGCCGCAGUUACCGGCCACGGCAAGGCGAAGGCAAGCAAUGGUUCCUUCAAGGAACCGCGUGCGCCAGCGUCGUCAAGCGCCAGCACUGGCGGGAGGUCGAAGGUCGCGAAGGCGCCGAGCGUGCUGUCCGCGGUCUCCAGCAGGCGUGCCAAGUUUGCGAACUAGGCGUUCAGAGUAUGAGGCUUUUUGGCUCGGUGCCAGUCUAUGUCGAUAUGUAUUUUUGUAUGCCGCUCAGUUGUAAGCUUUCGCACAUGUACUACUCUGUUUCGUGUUAUAAUUAGGUUGAUUUUGG
This is a messenger RNA of Trametes versicolor FP-101664 SS1, 4247 nucleotides long. RefSeq lists its product as uncharacterized. The coding region runs from base 11 to 4120 and encodes 1369 amino acids. NCBI's taxonomy places the organism in Eukaryota, Fungi, Basidiomycota, Agaricomycetes, Polyporales, Polyporaceae. The transcript has 9 exons. The record is from RefSeq and is a predicted model, not a curated record.